AUGUAUUCAUCAAUCCAGCAGGGUCGGCUGUUUGCUCACCCUUGCAGAUUUGUCGCUCGCCGCCGCUAUUCAGCGCCCUUCUCGGCACCGUCGCGCCGAUUCCAUCUAUCACCAAGAUGGCUAGCAUCACCACAAGAUCCUUAUGAUGCGGCGUCUACAGCGCCAGGGAACACCGUUGAAGACCCAACGAUCAAGACCGAGAACAGCACCCCCAAUGGCGCCCCGCCCUCAACUCCAUCCCCCGAAUCUACCAAGCCAGCCUUAAAAACAUACGGGUCUGCCAUGCGCCGAGCGAUGAGGAACAGGAAAUCCUCACAGGAGCCAUCCCAGUCAGCGACAACUGUACCAAUUUGGUUCCAUGAGCGCAAUACGGUAUCUCACGGCCAGGAAGAUCAUGCUCUUGCGCAAUCAUUACAACAGGUCAAGAUCACAAAGUCAGGAUCACAAGCGGAGACGGAGGCUACAAGGGAAACGAUGGCGUCUGGAGGAGACCCUCAUUCAUCUGCACCUGAUGAGCCGCCAGCAGGGAACCGGUAUGCGGUGGCUGAGGAGUCAUGGGAAGAGUUGUGCGCCUCUGUCAAAGCAGGCCUGCGACUACCACCGGCAAAAUAUGCCCAAGAGCCUUCGGUGAAGAAGUCGCAUUUGGUCCUACACUACCCUGGCAAUGACGGUAUUUCAUUUCUCGACGCUGUAGUGAAGAGACUCGCCCACGAGUUGAGCACUGACUUGGUGACCCUCAAUGCCCAGGACAUCGCUCAAUUGUUCAGUGAGCAAGAUCUCGCAGAUGUCGGUGUGACUUCACCAAUUCGAUCGCUCGGCUAUGAGGUAUAUCAGAAUUCUGCUCCUUCAUGGCCAGAAGUUGAAGACCAGGAAGCAGAUGGCGAAGACGACGUCACCGAAAUUGGCCCGCGAGGGAUGCGCGGCGAUGUCGGCACACCGCGGUUUAUCACAAUCGAAAGCAGCAAAGAAGCUGGCGACAUUGCGCUUCCCAACUGGCUUGGGCUGAAAACACUCUUGGGUAGAUCCAUUAAUGGUCAAACGGACGCAGAUCCCGGGGUCGGCGCUUCACGAGGUGGUCGUGCUGAGACUCGCUGGACUAAACUACUCAAUGAACUCCUCGGACCAUCGAGCCAAGCAGCGUCAGACUCUAGCGAACCGGCAGAAACCCCCCAACCAGAUGCUAGCAAGGCGCUGCCAUCUCGAGAUAUCAUUAUGCACAUACAGGAUUACCGUGAUAUCCAAAACACUCGAGAGGGAUCAAAGUUCAUUUCGCUCUUGCACAAAGUCAUUCAAGAUCGGAGAGGAGCAGGGUCUAAGAUUCUAUGGUUCUGGGCUUUACAGAAUGUCGUUGAAGACCAGUUCUCGAAGACUCUGUUUAUAACGCCCGCCAUGAACUCGAAAUCCGCCGAAAAGGUCUUUGUAGAAGACCGCAAGAAGCGCACCAUGGACAUCAAUAUCCGCCACUUGCAGAGCAUGCUUCGUUUCCGACUGAACGAGCAGUCUUUGCCCGCAAAAGACAAUGUACUUCACGAUCGUGCUUGGCCACUUGAACCUUCGACAAUCAAAGAAUCUGGGAUUGAGGAUCGGUUCUGGUCAUAUAACCAAGUGCAUUGGAUUGCCACACUUGCACUUGGCUCUGCGGAAACCAACGAGUCUUUUGGGUUCGAACAUAUCCGACGCGGAAUCGAGCUCAUGGACAAGAGUGACCGAGUCACCAAUGAAUGGCUGAAGGAGAAAUCCCCCAAGCAAAAGGACUCGGAAGCAGGACAGACUCGAGAGCAGCUGCUGGCCUCUUUGCGCAAAACAUGCAACACGCACGAAAAAAAGCUGCUCAACGGCGUAGUUGACGCAAAGAGCAUUCGCACCACCUUCAACGAUGUGCAUGUGCCUCCUGAAACCAUUGAUGCUCUUAAGACACUGACAUCCCUCUCCCUCAUCCGCCCUGAGGCAUUCACAUAUGGUGUUCUCGCCACAGACAAGAUCCCGGGUCUUCUCCUGUACGGGCCACCAGGAACCGGAAAAACACUGCUUGCAAAGGCCGUCGCCCGCGAGAGUGGAGCGACCGUCCUCGAAGUCAGCGGGUCAGAAGUGUACGACAUGUACGUCGGUGAAGGCGAGAAGAACGUGAAGGCGAUUUUCACACUAGCGAAGAAGCUCAGCCCCUGCGUCGUUUUCAUCGACGAAGCAGACGCCAUCUUCUGCUCACGCACAGGAGCAGCCAGUCGUACCUCCCACCGCGAACUGAUCAAUCAGUUCCUCCGCGAAUGGGAUGGAAUGAACGACCUCUCAGCCUUUAUCAUGGUCGCCACAAACCGACCCUUCGAUCUCGACGACGCUGUUCUCCGCCGACUCCCCCGUCGUCUCCUUGUCGAUCUACCAACCGAGGAAGACCGCCACGCAGUCUUGAAGAUCCACUUGAAAGAAGAACAGCUCCACGAUUCCGUCGAUCUCGCCGAGCUAGCCCGCCGCACACCCCUGUAUUCCGGCUCUGACCUCAAAAACCUGGCGGUGGCAGCUGCCCUGGCUUGUGUUCGCGAGGAGAACGACGCUGCCUCCAAACACACAGGCGAUGAGCCGUAUAGUUAUCCUGAGCGACGAAUCCUAACACGCGCGCAUUUCGAGCGUGGAAUGGAAGAAAUCAGCGCUUCGAUUAGUGAGGAUAUGUCCUCGUUGUCGGCGAUUCGCAAGUUCGAUGAGCAGUAUGGUGAUCGGAAGGGUCGUCGGGAGAAGAGUCCUGGCUGGGGAUUCAUUCCUGGUCCUACUGGUGAGGCGUCGUCUGAUUCGGCACGUGUUCGGACAUAA
Messenger RNA from Penicillium soppii, 2802 nucleotides. Its product is annotated as ATP-binding protein. Gene Ontology annotation, molecular function: ATP binding; ATP hydrolysis activity. Lineage: Eukaryota; Fungi; Ascomycota; Eurotiomycetes; Eurotiales; Aspergillaceae. The record is from RefSeq and is a predicted model, not a curated record. The transcript is spliced from 2 exons. The coding region runs from base 1 to 2802 and encodes 933 amino acids. Gene Ontology annotation, cellular component: mitochondrial outer membrane.